Messenger RNA from Eimeria necatrix, 1326 nucleotides. Its product is annotated as choline/ethanolamine kinase domain-containing protein, putative. NCBI's taxonomy places the organism in Eukaryota, Apicomplexa, Conoidasida, Eucoccidiorida, Eimeriidae. Gene Ontology annotation, cellular component: cytoplasm. The coding region runs from base 1 to 1326 and encodes 441 amino acids. The record is from RefSeq and is a predicted model, not a curated record. Gene Ontology annotation, molecular function: choline kinase activity; ethanolamine kinase activity. Gene Ontology annotation, biological process: phosphatidylethanolamine biosynthetic process; phosphatidylcholine biosynthetic process. The transcript has 9 exons.
AUGACAGAGACACUGCAGCAGCAGCAGCAACAGGCUGACACUGUUGCGUUUGCUGCUCCUGCUGCAGCAGCAGCAGCAGUAACUGCAGCAGCAGCAGCAGAAAUGCAAUGGCAGGGCGCCAGCUCCCGCUGCCGGAGCAACAGCACCGGCAGUACUGUGGACGCUGAGCAGCCAGAGCCGGAGCAGCAGCAGCAGCAGCAGCAGCAGCAGCAGCAGCAGCAGCAGCAGCAGCAGCGGCAGCGACAGCAGCAGGAGGAAGCUCUCGUUGCUGCUGCACUUCUGAAGGCCGCACAGCUGGUGCCUGCGUACUUGGGAAUCCCUGCUGCUGCUGCUGCUGCUGCUGCUUCGGACCCUGACUGCAGCAGCAGCAGCAGCAGCAGCAGCUACCAGCAGCAGCAGCUGCUGCAGCAGCUGCAGCAGCAACUCAAGGGAAGCCUCUUGAGAGGCGGAACCACCAACAGCAUUGGUUUGUGCGCAGGCCGCAAUACCUCUUUGUGGAUUGACCGGCAAAGGGAAAGCGCCGUGUUGAAGCUUUUGGCGAAGGGCGGUGGGGGUAAAACCAUUUUGGCAUCAUUCCAAGGAGGAGUCAUCGAGUCCUGGGUCCCGGGGGUUCCUCUAAACCCUGAGGGUUUGGAGGUUUUUGCAAAUGAAAUUGCUGCAGCACUUGGGCGUUUGCAUGCAGUGCAGCUGAGCCCUGCAGACCCCGACGUUAGCCUGAUAUGCGAGUUUGACUCUAACAGCAAAGCUGUUUCCUCGUUGUGGAAAAACAUCGAGAACUUGCUUGACAUGUGCCGCGCUGAAAGCGCAAGUGGAAAUUUCCGAAUUGAAGAAAACCUUGACGAGCUUGAAAACGCAAGUCUAGGGGGCAGCAGCCCCGCGGUCUUGUGCCACGGCGACCCUUUAGCUGGCAACAUUUUGAGAAUGGCAGAUGGGUCCAUUUGCUUCAUUGACUAUGAAUAUUCGGGAGUCAUGGAGAGGGCCUUUGACAUCGCCGGUCACUUCAUUGAAUAUGCAGGGUUUGAGUGCGAUUGGGGCCGCAUCCCCUCGCCUGCUGCCCAGAGGGCUUUCAUUCGGGUGUAUUUGCAGCAGCUGCAGCAGCAGCAGGCAGCAGCAGCAGCAGCAGCAGCAAACCCGGAGCCAGCUGCUGCAGCAGCAGCUGCUGCUGCAGCAGCUGCUGCUGCUGCUACUGCAGCAGACCUUGAUUGUCAAGUUGAGAAGCUGCUGGAAGAGAUUAAGCCGUUUUUUGCUGUCGCCCAUUUGUACUGGGGCUUAUGGGCUUCGCUACAGGCGAAGCACUCGGUAGUGGAAUUUGACUUUGCAGAGUAG